AUGCCAACGAACGUAACUCGUACAGGCAUGGUAUAUGAGAUGGAAAACAAUAGUAUUAAAGUGAGACGACGAAUUAAGGAUGGCCGGGUACAUAUUAAUCAGCUUAUCCUCGCUGCCGGUAUAACCCGUUCUAAAAUACGGAGAAUUUUGAGCAUAAGCGGAAUUCCUACUAUAGGUAGCAAAUAUGGUGGGACUUGGGUUGAGAUUAAGAAAGCUCGAGACAUUUGCGAGACAUUUGAAGUUGCAGAAGUCUUCCAACCUCUAUUCAAAUCCGACUUAGGUCAGCUUAAAAGAAUAGUGGGCGGGAAGCUGCUCUCAGAAGAGGUAUUAGAAUCCCAAUCCGAUUCAGUCGAACUUCACAGAACUCCACUAGCUAUCGAUAUCGACGGACUUAUCAAACAAGCCCAAAGCCAGCGUCAUUAA
Molecule: messenger RNA, 423 nt
Organism: Hyaloscypha bicolor E
Lineage: Eukaryota; Fungi; Ascomycota; Leotiomycetes; Helotiales; Hyaloscyphaceae
Exons: 1
Coding region: 1-423 (140 amino acids)
Molecular function (GO): DNA binding
Source: RefSeq, a predicted model, not a curated record